UUCUCUCUCUGUCUCUCCCCCUCUCUCCCUCACACUCCUUCCCUCUCUCCGUCUGUCUCAUACAGCCUCUCCCACGAUAACACCAAUCUGUGUCCCUUUACAAACCGAUGACAACACCCCAUGAUUGGGGAGCGGAGACUGUGAUGGACGUGCCCCACAGUGACAGUGGUGAAGGCUUGGGGGGGAGGGGAAAGGGGAGGGGAGUGAAUGAGACACGAAUCCUGAUGACCUUGUGUCCUCCCUCCCUCCACCCCCUAGGCUCCAAAUUCCGACCCUUCAUCACAAUCACACCGGACAGCCCCCUCCACGUGUCUGGGAUCCCUCUGGCAAUCCAGUGCCUGGCUCCGAAGGGUUACCUUGGGGGCCGUUUCCGCAUCCUGAGGGGUACAUCAGUGGCCAAGGAGCACCGGCUGGACCCUAGGAGAAACGGAGCCAUUUUCCUGUACCGUAAUGUGAGCACCAGCAUCGGGGGGAGCUACAGCUGCCUGUACCAGAGGCUGGUCGCUGGCUUCUGGGUCACCUUUCGGGCCAGCCCCUCCAUUCCCAUUCGGGUCGUAGAGCCACCGGCCCAACCGGAGAUUACAGCUGCUCCCUCGUACCCGGCGUAUCUGGUGGGAGGAAAUGUCACCCUGACGUGUGCAAUCCCAAACCGUUACACACCCGCUCACAUCCAGUUUCUGAAAGACUCUGCCCUCGUCACCAACAGCACUGGGAUCCAGCGGCGAUUCACCCACAGUGUCCUCCACCUCACCUCCAUUGAUACGGGGAACUACACGUGUUCCUACCAGACCCUGGAGUAUGGACGGUUGCUGUCGUCAGCCCCCAGUCUCCCAGUGAAAAUCGCCCUCACUCGUGAGUCUGAAUUCCUGCCGCGUCGCACAUCAGAUGAUUUCCGAAUCUGUUUAACGCUGAAAGAGAGAGACGGAGUUAACAUUACUGGUUAUAAACACAGAAAGCUGCUAGAGAAAGUCAGCAAGUCUGUGCAAUGAGAGAGACAGAAACAGAGCUAAUAUGACAGAGUUGUAC
This is a messenger RNA of Chiloscyllium plagiosum (whitespotted bambooshark), 1026 nucleotides long. NCBI's taxonomy places the organism in Eukaryota, Metazoa, Chordata, Chondrichthyes, Orectolobiformes, Hemiscylliidae. The record is from RefSeq and is a predicted model, not a curated record.